Molecule: messenger RNA, 2853 nt
Organism: Cuscuta campestris
Lineage: Eukaryota; Viridiplantae; Streptophyta; Magnoliopsida; Solanales; Convolvulaceae
Source: the annotation of a GenBank genome assembly
GACCUCAACUGCCCACUCAGCACACUCAAAUCUUUCAUCGCCUUCUUCACGAGAAUCUUCUGAUCAAAUUCUCAAGAACCCUAAUUUCAUCAGAUCUUCUCAAAUUUCUGAGAAAAUGAAGGUUGUCGGUGCAAAUGUCCACUUCCAGAAGUUAGAAGCCAAGUGCUCAUCCCCGACAUUCUUUCAAAGCUAUCUGCAAAUGAUAGCCGCUCAAGAACUCUCCGAAUUUCUUCAAAUGGAGAUUCGCCUCAAAUUCGAGGAAGAAGUUCUUGAAUUCUACAGAAAUGGAGAGGUCAAAACUGCUCAUUCAAAGAAAAACCCACAGAAGACGUUUCCAAUCAUCCAAUCCACUGUUGGAGGUACAAAAGUGAAGCUUUCGCAAAAGAAAUUGGGAGAAAAGCUUCGCCUUCCCAAUUCUGGAGUUGAAGUUGGGAAAUUUCCAGUCAAAAAUCUGGACUGGAACAUCAUUGGAAUCUCUGGGCAAGUUCCUUCUGGCCCAGCGAAGAAAGCAGAUCUAAACAACGAUUACAAGUUGGUUUUGGAACUGGUCAUCGCUUGCCUCGAGUGUGGAAGUGAAGGUCAUGCCGAUGACAUCACCCAGGAGAGAGCCUUCAUCAUCAACUCUCUCAUUACCAAAACUAAGGUAAACUGGGCUGCACACAUUUUCAAAUCCAUUUCAAAACAUCUAGGAAAGCACAAUCAGAAGUAUCUCUGUCAAGGUCUGUAUAUUGGACAUAUUUUGGAAUCUAUGGGAGCUGCAGUUAAAGGGAAAAAGUAUGAAGCCAGAUACUGGCUGUACUACUUAUCCUCCAAAGGAGAAAACAGAGCUAGAGCUAGUGCUAGUGCCACUGCAGAAGAAAGCUCAUCAGACAAUGUUCCACUCAUCAAUUUCGCUAAGACUACCAAGAGAAAGCAUGUGAAUGAACCUGCUGAGGAAACAUCUGCUCAAAACCGGAGCCCUCAACAACUUGAAGAAGAAAUUCCUCAAGUCCAACGCCUUCCAACCUCAUCACCUCAACCUCAAAUAGAUGAUGCAGAUAACCAAUUCUGGCAGCUCUACUAUGGUUGGAAAGCCUGGAAAGUUGGAAAUUCAGCAGAGCAACUGUUGAAUUGGGACCAACAACUGAAGAAUGAGAAGAUCAUCAAAAAGUGCUUAGGAAUAUCAGUCAACCACAACUGUGAACAAAUUUUGGAUGACUACUGGGUAUGGCAAAGGUAUCCUGAAGACUUGCAUCUGGAAUACCUGGCCAACACACCAGUUUCUGACUUUGAAGCAGAUGAUGAAGAUCUUGCAGUCUUCAAGUCAAUCUUCUCAAAAGACACAGAAGAUCAAGUGGUUUUCACUUCUGAAGCACAAGGUGUUUUGGAAGCAGCAACUGAAGAUUUCCAAACACUUCCAGAAACCUCACAUGUUUCUGAAAUGGUUCUAACUGAAGUUGUAGAAGAGAAGGCAGCCUCUCCCCCACAAGAAGAGAACCAGGAAACAGCAGAUGAAGAAGAAUUUCAGCCACUAAUCCAAUCUCAAGUUUUGGAGAUUCUCACCACUCCUUGUGAGAUCUCCAAUCCUACUGAAAUUGAGAUCCCGGAAAAGUCAGCAGAAAUUCCGGAACAGUCAGCUCUUCCAGAAACAAUGGAGCAAGCUGUUGAAGUACAAAGGAAUUCUGGAGAAGCUGCAAAGGAAACUCAAAUGGCAGAACUAGAGGUCUCUGAAACUCCAGUAGCCAUUUUUGAAGAAGAGAAUACAGCUGAAGAAAGAGACUCCCUCUCUAGGGAUAUAUCAAAUAUUGCACUUGAAGCAGAAGGAGAGUCUGAAAGAACACUGAAGGUUACUGAUGAAGAAGAUGUGCAAGAAGAUGCUGAAUCUCUUCCUAUGCAACUCUUCCAAAGAACACCAUCAUCUCAUCAGGUAACCAACUUUCAUUUCCAUAGCUCUUCCACCCCUACUCUUCCGGAUGAGAUACCAGAAAUCUGGACAAAGAAGGUCCAAGGGCUGAUUGAAUCAGCCCUAGCAUCUCAACAUGCCUCCUUUAGGCAAGAGAUAGAGCAAAUGGAAGUCAGGCACACCCAGCUAAUAGAGAAAUCUGAAGGAAAACACAGCGCAGAUCUCAAAGAAAUAAGCAAAUCAGUGCAGAAGACUCUGGAGAAUAUUUCUCUAUUGAGUGAAACUGUGAGCAACACGAUGGAAAUAUAUGCCUCUGACAGUCAACUUCAACUCAAAGAGAUCAACAAAGUCAAAGAGCAAAUAGCGAGUGUCACAGUUAGUCUCCAAAAACAGAUGUCCCUUCUCCAAAUGGACAUCAAAUCAGCCCUAGCAGUAGCUUCUGCAAAUCAGGUAGUGACCAAAGACUACUUGAAGGUGAUCAUUGACAAUCAAAAGGAAGCAUGCAAGCUGUUCAGACUUAUUGGUGCAAACUAUGGAAACCGCAAGAUGGAAGUAAUUCUCCAACAACACAGUCCAUCUCCAAUACCACAGCUCCCUAUUGCAAUCAAAGAAGGAGAAGUAUCUUAUAUUCCUUCUCAUCUGAACUUGACAAAUCUAAUCCUCGAAGCACAGCAAAGAAAUCCGGAAGACUCAGCACAGCUUCUAUCCAGCUCAGGACUAGAUGGAACAGAAUUUAUAGGUACAGUUGUUGACCACUUCUCAAAUGAUACUCAAUCAGAAGAGAGACGUGAAAAUUUAAGGCGUAUCAAAGAACUGUGUGGGAACAUGAAGGGCAUCAGUGAGGUUGCCGGAUCUUCAAAGCGCAAGAGAAACUGAAGGUUCUUUUCAUCAAAACAGGGGGAAAGUAUGUGAGAACACUAAUGUGUUUUGAUGCAAACACCUUCUUGUUUAAACAUUGCUUGAUUGGUUUA